CGCUGCUGGUGAAUGGAAAGUGGCGAACGGUGGGGAAUAGUGUAAAGCAGCACCGACACCAAAAACAACUGCCUCUACAACAAAGUGAUGUAUGGGGUGCGCGGAGUGGAGCGGGGGUUGUGGGGAACACGCGCGCGUUAAGUUAAGGUAACAGUAGUAAGAGUUACUCAGCGCUCAGCUGGAAGAGAGAGUGUAAGGUGCGUUAGAGACGGCGGCUAGUACGAGUACGGUUAUGGCAGUGGCAGUGGCGUUGACAAUUCGAUGUGACACAGUGAGGCAAUUGAACGGUACGCGCGAUAUCAGUAGCCAAAAAACACAGAAACGCAUAACAGUGACUACAGUGACUACCAACAACAACAAGUGUAUUUGCAUAUUAAUUAGCGAAAAUAUUGUCAGUGAAGCACAAAUAACUGGGCAAAAGUGUAAAGAAUCCAGUCAACUAAAGUGUGUGUAUGUUUCUUGUAGAAUCGUUGUAGUAUCGCAAACGAAACGCGUAAAUAACGUAAAUAAGUUAGAAUGUCAGUGAGACAGCUAGUAAGGCGGCAGUUAGUCAGUGGCAGUCUGAGCAAGUAAUCAAGUGUCAGUGGUAGACGCGGCAGCAACAACAACAAAAAGCAGCACUUGGUGCGCGCCUGCAAAGCUUUAACACAUAGCUGAAACAGCAACAACAACAACAAUAAUAAUAAUAAACAACAACAUCACAACAGCAGCAGCAGCGGCAGCGGUGGCGAUAGCGCGCAGACGGCAGCACCACGUCAAGCAUACAUACUACAAACCGAGUGGAGCAAGUACAACGAGCGGCGGCCAACAACGCGUUCGCAGCUGCGAUGACAGCGACGGAGACGACGGAGCAUGCCACACACAGUUUAAAUAUGUGAAAUUAGUACAAAUCGUGAUUUCAACGGUGAACGACGAACGUACGGCGGGCUGCACACAACACAACACGUUGUUGCGGAACGGACGCGCAGGCAACACACAACGGAGAAUAAAAACAGCAACAACAACGACAACAGUAACAGCAACAGCAACAAUACCAAAAGUAAGCGAACAAGCAAGCAAGCAAGCUAUCAGGCGAGUAAGCAAACAAACAAGCACAAAAGCCAGGCAAGCCAAAGUAAGCAAUCGAGCGAACAGCGAACGAGCCAGUAACCACAAGUGGUGGCGGAGCGAAGAGCAAUAGCGAGCGAGUAUAUAGCAACAAAAACAUAACAACAACAAUAACACAAGUAGUGCUGCAGCCAACACGAAAGCAAAGUAGUAGCAAGAGGAGCUAAAAUAGCAACAACAACAACAGCUAGCAUUGCUCCACGCCACAGCGAGGGGAAAAAAGCAAAAGAAAAAAAACUGCAAACACCUCCAAAAGCACCAGUGCAUGCAUGCCAGGCAAGCAGAUAUUCGGACAAUCAGCUCAGCCAGUUUGCCAGCUACAGCUAACACAAUAAAAACAAGAGUGAAAAUACAGCUGACGGCUGCACGACACGACAUACGACGUACGAGCUAAACAUCGCGCGCGCACACACACACACGCACGUCGCACACACGAGCGUACAGGCUAAUUCGAAUCGAACGAGGCUAAUGCGAGGCGAGUCGGAUUGAUAGGCGGCAAAGAGAAAAGAAACGGCAGUUGCAGCGCAAGGCGAAGGCAACAACUCCAUGGUCACGAAGCUAAUGCGACAGCAACACCACGACAACUAGAAUCAAGUCAACGCAACAGCAACAGCAACACGGCCGACACGCAGGACACUUGGCAAACUUCCCCCAUUCCUAAUCCCAACCCUGAACCACCGACGUCGCGUUACCCCUCCACAUUCACAGCACCUACUACUACUACUACUGGACGAGCUUUGCGGCGACGUCUAACGCGACAGCAGCAGCAGCAAGUGUAUGCGAUACCCAAAAAAUUGCAGGUAUCAGCGAAAACAGAUAAGCGAAGCGACAACAACAAGAACUCCAACACCACCACCAACAACAACGACGACAAAGUUAACGGUUGUACAAAUAACAGUACAGCACGUGAAGGUGACAAUAAGUGUCCCCUGGCGACUGGGACAGUCAGCACUGUCAGUACUAUAGUAACAGCGCUGGCGAGAACGAAACGGCAACGCGGUAGAAGGCGGCACGUAGUCGGUACGCGUACUGUGAUCGGUUAUAAUUUUGGCAAAAGAAAAACGGGCAGUGCUUUGGGAAAAACAACCACCUGUACAACUCAACCAAAUAGUGCAAUCGUUAGUAAUCGCAAUCGCGAAGUGAAAAACAACAAUACGGAAACGUCGAACAACAACUUGUCAAACGUUUCAACAACAACUAUAACGGAGCUGACGGAAAAAUCAUUGAAGACGUCGCCCGCAACGGAGUCGCAGGUAUUGGAGCAGAGGGCCAAAGAGUCAAAGGUUGAUUCUGACGCUGAGGAAGCGCCGACAGCGACGACGACGACGACCGAUUCGGCUCUGUGCCCGCCCAAUACCGAAAAAGCUAACAACAUUCCCCCACCACAGUUACGACGUCGUCGCAAAGCGCGCCUUACGUACAAACGCGCGCCACCGACACCAUCGCCGUCUUCCAUGUCCCUGUCGGUGGCGCUGCCUGCACUGCACGCAGCUGCCUUAACGACAGGUGCGGGAGCGGCGACGACUAAUGGCAACAGUAGCGGUGGCACCGCCGCACUUUCACCCACAUUUGGCGUGGGCGGCGAAUCGCUGCCCAGUCCAACGAGCGAUCGCGUCGAAUGGUCACGUUCCACCAUACUGGAUUUCAUCGAGGAUUAUCGCAUGCAUCGUGUGCUGUGGGAUCCCAACACCAAAGGUUAUCACAUCAAGCAAACCAAGUAUGAGGCACUGAAAUUGCUCGGCAACAAAUAUGGCACCGAGAUACGCUCGAUACGCAGUAAAAUCAAGAGUUUACGCUCGUCAUUUCAUCGCGAACAUGGCAAGGUGAUGAUCGGCAGGCAAAAAGGUGUCCACUACCAGCCCAUGUGGUUUGCAUACGACGCCAUACGUUUCAUACUCGACGGCGAGGGCGGCAAUGGUGGUGGCGCAGCAGUGCGCGGCCAACACGCGCAAACUUCGGCGAUCGGUGUGGAGGGCGAAGCUGACGAAGUGGAAGAGAAACUCGCAUUGUUACGCGACGAUAGCGUAGACGAUGGCGGCGGCGGUGGCGGUGAUGACGGUGCGGACGGCGCUCGCACGGAGAGUGGCGAAAUGGAUGAUAAAUACGCGACAACGAUGGAGGCAGCAGUGCGCGCCAUACAAGCAGCAGCGCUAGCUGGUGCGCGUGAGAGCGGUGGCGGCGGCGCCGUAACGUCCGGCGCAAAUGCAGCGGCAGUGGCGGGCACCACUGUCGAUGAGUUGAAAGUCGAACCGCAAGCCACAAAUGUAACAGCGGCGGCGUCAGCAGUGAAUGCUACAAAAACAACAGCAACAACUGUGGUGUAUGGCAUGAAGACAGCUGUCAAUAGCCAGCUAUUUAAUGCAUCAUGCGUAGCACAAGCAACACCAACAACAACAACAACAAAUGUAACUACAGUAGCGGGUGAAACGCUCGCCGCCACGGCAGCCAACGCGACCUCUGCGAAUAGCGCGGUAUCAACGGCCGCGUCCACAGCAACAACAACGACAGCAACAGCGUUAUUGCCACACAGCAAACUGCUUGCCAACAAUGGCAACAAUAACAACAACAACAACAAUAAGAAUAACAAUAAUAUAAAUGUUAGCAACGCAAUGGCCAUGAUGACAAUGACAACGCCAGCGUUGACAAUUAUCGGCAGCGCUGGACUGGCAAUGGGCCUUGGCGGCCUGGCGACAAUGACAACAGCAGGCGGCGCAGGUAGUCUCAACGGUGUGCUCGGUGGUGGUGGUGGUGCAACAGUUGGUGGCACAACAAUGUCGCACGCGUUCGGCGCUACAACACCACUACAUCAUGCCGCCGCCGCCGCCAACGCGGAUGGCGACGAAUCGUCAGUCGCGAGCAAUAGUUUAGUGGCGCGCGUAGCAGCAGCUGUGGCGGCAGCAGCAGCCGCUAAUGCUGCCGCGGCGGCCAAUGCAAAUCGGAAUGUCGCUAUCGCUAUGGACGAACAACAACAACUGGCUGUGAGAGUCAAGAGCUUGUUGUUGACAUGUUCGACUGGUUUUCACUUGCAGGCGCGGUCCACGGUCGCAGCUGGCGCGGCGGGUGCGACAGGCCUGAUCGGCGCUGGAGCUGGCGCUGGCACUGCCAAUACGACAGCAACGACGGCCACCGAUUACGAAGCCGACAUACAGAGCUUUUGUUGCAACAUCAGUGCGGACGAUGUGAAAACCGAAAUUAUCGAAGGCGACACGAAUGAACUAGUCAUGCUUGAACAACAACAGCAGCAACAACAACAACAGCAUCAACAGCAACAACAGCAGCAACACCCACGUUCGUGCAGCGUCACACCACUGACAGCAGCUGCGGUCAAUUACUAUAAUUUGCCACCGAUGGCCGAAUUGCCAAUGUCUUCCAGCGUGGGUGGGCGCAAACGCAAGUUGCUUAGCUUACACGCCGAUACCGCCUCGCCGUCGAAAAAGUCCGCAUUGGCGCUGCAGCAACACUUACAGCAACAAUUACAAUUGCAACAUCAACACCAACAGCAACAACAGCAGCAACAACAACAAACACAGACGCAACAUUCCAACGCACAAGCGAGUUCCAAGCAACGCGGCGAACGUGAGCUACUGGCCGCCGGCGCUGCUGGUGCGCUCACUUUCGCCGCCGUAGGCAAUAGUCAUAGUCAAAGUCAAAAUAGCAACAAUAACAACAACAGCGGCGGCGGCAACAAUCCAAACAGCAAUGGCAGCGGCGGCAACAGCUUGCAUAAUCUAAGUGCCAAUCAAAAUCCAAAGGCCAACACCAACAACAACAACGCCGCAAGCAGUAGCAGCAACAACAACAACAACAGCACGCAAUCGCUGAACGAUGAGUACGGUGUAUUUGGCGAAUAUGUAGCCAUAACCAUACGCAAACUGAAGACCCCAAAGUCAAAGAUUGUCAUAAAGCAUCUCAUCAACAAUCUACUGUACGAGGCCGAGAUGGGCAAGUAUGAUCACGGCAUGCCAUCGUCCAAAGAACCACCGCAAUUGUAUAAGAUGUGAUGUAAGGACGCCAGGUUGCACGCGCCGCAGCUGACCCCACCAGCAACUGUACCGCCUCGGUUGUGCGACGCCGUCAAGCUGGAAGCGUCGUUGCCAAACAUUAAAACAGAAACUGAAGAUUGUCAAAGCAGAUGCGGUCGAAGUGCAUACAGUUGUGGGGGUCGCUGUGGUGGUCGGCCAACACCUGGACACUAGUCAUAGUUGAAGCAAAGCGAUCUAGCGCCAAGUAAAGUCAAGUGGAGUGGAGUGAAGUGACGACGAGUGAAGUGAAGCAAAUAAAAAGCAGAAGAAAGCAAAGCAAAGUGAUGUUUUCAGUAAAGAAGUGCAACAAUUGUUAUAAAGAAUUAAGAAGAAAGAAACGUGAAAUGCGUUCAAAUCAGGGAAUAUUAAAAAAAUAAAGAAAAAAUGUGAAUUUCAAACAAAAAAUUAUUUAAAAUAUAUUAUGUAUAUAUACAAAAGAAUAUAUAUAUAUAUAUAUAUACUAACAUGCUUAUGUAUAUAUGUAUGUAUAAACGUAAAUGUAAACAUAAACAAAUAUAUUUGUAGAACAAAGCAUAUAAGUGAGAAAUAGUUAAAGCUUUUAGCAAAAUGGGGAAUGCAUAUUAAUCAUGUGAAAUGUGAAAUGCGAAACGUUAGGUAAUGGCAAACGUCGUACAGCAACGGCUGCAGCGGGAAAGCAGUAGUUAAAACACACACACAUACACACAGACACAUA
Molecule: messenger RNA, 5823 nt
Organism: Zeugodacus cucurbitae (melon fly)
Lineage: Eukaryota; Metazoa; Arthropoda; Insecta; Diptera; Tephritidae
Gene: Dyro
Exons: 3
Coding region: 2562-5108 (848 amino acids)
Source: RefSeq, a predicted model, not a curated record